CGCGUAGGCGGCUCACUUCCGGUUUAUUCUCUCCUUAGGAAAUGGCCGCUGUUGGCCUCGUCGCUUCCAGGGCUUAAGGGCGAGCGCGGAGGCCGCUGUUUCCUGAGGGGCCGCCAUGGGUCGGGAGUCCAGAUCAACAAAGCAACAGUUGUCCAAACAAAAACAGCAUUAUCGAAAGCGCUCCUCUUCACGGGGGCGCUCUGGUAGUCGUUCACGGAGUCGUUCUCCAUCUGACAAAAGAGUGAAACGUGGAGAUGAUAGACGUUCUAGAAGUAGGGAAAGAGAUCGCAGGCGUGAGAGGUCACGAAGCAGGGAUAAAAGGAGAUCCCGAUCUCGUGACAGAAAGCGUGUAAGGCGCUCAAGAAGUAGAGAGAGGGAACGGAGCAGAGAGAGGCGACGCUCACGUAGUCGAGAGAGAAGAAGAUCUAGAAGCCGAAGCCGAGGGAGACGGUCUCGAUCUUCCAGCCCUGGCAAGAACAAGAAAGUGGAAGACAGAUCACGCUCUAAAGAAAAGGUAGAAGGUGUGGAAGUUAACAAAGAAAAGAAAAAAGAGAAAGAGGACAAGGAAGAAGAAAAGGAUAAAGAUGUAAACAAUUUUGAUCAGAACAAGCUAGAAGAGGAAAUGAGAAAACGAAAAGAAAGAGUAGAGAAGUGGAGAGAAGAACAACGCAAGAAAGCUAUGGAAAACAUAGGAGAACUGAAGAAAGAAAUUGAAGAGAUGAAACAGGGGAAGAAGUGGAGCUUAGAAGAUGAUGAUGAUGAUGAUGAAGAAACUGCAGAAGGGGAAAAGGAAGGUAAUGAGAUUGAAGAUGAAGAGUUAGAUCCAUUAGAUGCAUAUAUGGAAGAAGUAAAAGAAGAGGUCAAGAAAUUUAAUAUGCGAAGUGUCAAAGGUGGAGGUGGAAGUGAAAAGAAAUCUGGCCCAACAGUUACUAAAGUAGUAACUGUGGUGAAAACCAAAAAAGCAUCUCCAGAAACAGAAAAGAAAAAAGGAGAACUCAUGGUGAAUGAUCAAGAUGCAAUGGAGUAUUCCUCUGAAGAGGAAGAAGUUGAUCUUCAGACUGCAUUGACUGGUUAUCAGACCAAACAUAGGAAAUUGCUGGAACCAGUGGAUCAUGGAAAGAUUGAAUAUGAGACAUACAGGAAAAACUUCUAUGUUGAAGUUCCAGAGCUAGCUAAAAUGACCCAAGAAGAGGUGAAUGCAUAUCGGUUGGAAAUGGAAGGGAUUACUGUCAAGGGUAAAGGAUGUCCCAAGCCAAUCAAAACUUGGGUGCAAUGUGGUAUUUCUAUGAAAAUCCUGAAUUCCCUGAAAAAGCAUGGGUAUGAAAAGCCCACUCCUAUCCAAGCCCAAGCUAUACCUGCAAUUAUGAGUGGACGUGAUUUAAUUGGCAUCGCUAAAACUGGAAGUGGAAAGACUAUUGCUUUUUUGUUGCCCAUGUUCAGACACAUUAUGGACCAGAGACCAUUAGAAGAAGGGGAAGGUCCAAUAGCGGUCAUUAUGACUCCUACUCGAGAACUGGCGUUACAGAUUACAAAGGAGUGUAAGAAGUUCUCAAAGACUCUUGGAGUUAGAGUGGUGUGUGUAUAUGGAGGAACGGGAAUAAGUGAACAGAUUGCUGAACUGAAAAGGGGUGCUGAAGUAAUCGUUUGCACACCUGGCCGUAUGAUUGAUAUGUUAGCAGCCAAUAAUGGUCGGGUGACAAAUCUUCGGAGAGUAACGUAUGUUGUUCUUGAUGAAGCUGAUAGAAUGUUUGAUAUGGGCUUUGAGCCUCAGGUUAUGCGCAUUGUAGACAAUGUAAGACCUGAUCGCCAGACUGUUAUGUUCUCUGCUACCUUCCCUAGAGCCAUGGAGGCUUUGGCUCGUCGAAUACUAAGUAAGCCAAUUGAGGUCCAGGUUGGUGGUAGGAGUGUCGUCUGUUCUGAUGUGGAGCAGAAUGUGAUUGUGAUAGAGGAAGAGAACAAAUUCUUGAAGCUACUUGAAUUACUAGGACACUUUCAAGAAAAGGGAUCUGUCAUCAUCUUUGUAGAUAAACAAGAACAUGCUGAUGGAUUGCUGAAAGAUUUAAUGAGAGCUUCUUAUCCUUGCCUGUCACUUCAUGGAGGCAUCGACCAGUAUGACAGAGACAGUAUAAUCAAUGAUUUUAAGAGUGGAGUAUGCAAACUUCUUGUGGCCACAUCUGUAGCAGCCCGAGGUCUUGAUGUAAAACAUCUUACGCUUGUAAUCAACUACAGCUGUCCCAAUCAUUAUGAGGAUUAUGUGCACAGGGCAGGCAGAACUGGACGAGCAGGAAACAAAGGGUACGCAUAUACUUUCAUAACUGAAGAUCAGGUACGCUAUGCUGGAGACAUAAUCAAAGCUUUGGAGUUGUCAGGUACUCCAGUUCCUCCUGAGCUGGAGAAGCUGUGGACUGACUUCAAAGAUCAACAGAAGGCUGAAGGGAAGACAAUUAAAAAGAGCAGUGGAUUCUCUGGUAAAGGAUUCAAGUUUGAUGAAACAGAAGAGGCUUUGGCAAAUGAACGAAAGAAACUACAAAAAGCUGCACUUGGCCUGCAGGAUUCAGAUGAUGAAGAUACAGCUGUUGAUAUUGAUGAGCAGAUUGAAAGCAUGUUCAAUUCAAAGAAAAGAGUGAAGGACAUGGCAUCUUCUGGUGGGACAUCUAAUGUUCCUGCCCCAACAGCAGGAAAUGCAGAAAAAUUAGAGAUUGCUAAAAGAUUGGCAUUGAGAAUCAAUGCACAGAGGAAUCUUGGAGCCGAGGCACAAGUAUUGGUCUCUUUUCAAUUUAAGGAUGUGAUGCAGCAAGCUACGAAUGCUAUCCUGAGAGGAGGUACUAUUCAGGCUCCAACUGUAUCAGCCAAGACUAUUGCAGAGCAACUGGCAGAGAAGAUCAAUGCUAAGCUCAAUUAUGUGCCAAUAGAGAAACAAGAGGAGGAGAAACAGGAAGGGGGACAAAAUGAAUCUUUUAAAAGAUAUGAGGAAGAACUGGAGAUCAAUGAUUUCCCACAGACUGCUAGGUGGAAGGUAACAUCAAAGGAAGCACUGCACAGAAUAAGUGAAUAUUCUGAAGCUGCCAUUACAAUCAGAGGAACAUACUUUCCUCCAGGCAAAGAGCCCAAGGAAGGAGAACGAAAAAUUUAUUUGGCCAUUGAGAGUGCCAAUGAAUUGGCUGUACAGAAAGCAAAGGCAGAAAUCACUCGGCUUAUCAAAGAAGAGCUAAUCAGAUUGCAAAAUUCAUACCAACCAACCAACAAAGGAAGAUACAAAGUUUUGUAAAUAUUGAAAGCAAGUCUAUGUGUGAACCCGUGUUCUGUUGAUCUUUACUAUUUACACUGCUUAUAUGUAAAUUAUGUUUUUAAAAUGUCAUGCUGGAUUUUUUUUAUAGAUCAAAACACUUUGCGGGGGAACAUUUUCCACUCAUAGGAGGAGGGAAUGAUUAAACUGUGUCAAUUUGUAUGCUUUCCAUUCUAAACAAUCUUAAUAAAAUGUUCCUGAAAAAACGAAGUGUAGUCAGGGGCCUGAAGUUAUAGUUCUUCCAUGCUCACAUUCUGGAAUAAUGGGGAAAAGUAUGUCAAAACUAAAGAUGUGUUUUCCUCCCUCAAUUGUUAGAAAAAUCUCAUUUUCUCCCAUUCCCAGAAAUCAUUAAAAGAUUUAUGAUCUUCCAACACUAUACAAAUUUUGCAUCAAAAAAUGGAUUCUGGAAAAUUUGAGGAUUUAAAACUCUUAAUGGACUUUGAUGCACAUGGUCAAUAAGAAAAAAUGUAAUGUCUGUAUAUUUUCCUGCAAAAUGAGAAAUCAGAGUUGUUUUUCUAUAAAUGACUGAUUUUAGGAGUCAGCCAAAAAUAAAAGUUAUUUAAUGAGAGAAAAAGUGCACUUCCAUAACAUGAGAAAUCUUUUUCAUCAGGGAAAUACAGAACUAGUCAAGCAGAUAGUCUAUAUGUGUGGUGUGUGUUUAAAUAUACCACUACUAGCAGGCUUUCUUUGUGAGAUUACAAGUAAAUAAUAAGUUGAUUACCCAUCUCUAGUAGUGGUGGCUACUAUUCACUUGGAACAUAGUAGUCUAGUUGACCAUUUCUGUUCCUGAUAUGCUGGCUCACUAUUUGAUCUCAGACUGCAGCAUAACUCUCCACAACUCACACUUCUGAUUGGUAUCCACACAAAAAUUCAAGGGAUAUUUUUCCCCAAAAUGCUGUAAUUCUGUUUUUAAUAUAUUCCAGUGCUGGUGUUUUGUAUAUGCAAACAUUGGCAAUAAUUGGAGAAGAAAAUUCCUUUUUGGAAAUUUUUUAUAGAAUGCUCAAUGCUGUGGGGCAAAAUUCCAUUUUAAAUGCAUACCUUGUGUAUUGAGUUAAAUAAAUUGGGUUUUACGUGUAAUACAUUUAUAAAGCAUUUCUCUGAAAAAGGGAGCCCUCAUAGUGGAAAAACUAUUCCCCUUCAUCUCUGAUAGGCUGGUGCUAGCCAGGAAAAGAAUAAGAAGCACCUUUUUACCUACCUACCUCCAUCUACCCAUUCCCCUGUUACCAGUCCUUCUCUUUUUCUUCUCUUUCUUUUCCCCUCCUGUUGGUUUCAGUAAGAAAGUAAGUAUAUUAGUACCAGGGAUGGUGUAUUUUCCCCCAAAUCAGGAAGUGAGAAUUAUUUGUACUAGACAGAUUCAGAGUCUCAAUCAGUCCAUCCCUAACACAUUCUUAUUUGUUUUUUGCCCUUAUUAUCUAUGGGGCAGACACAGCAGUGCAAUGUGACAACAUUAUUUAUAUUAUAUAUUCUGGGAUAAUUUUUGUCUAUUAAAAAUGCCAUCUUGCCAUGUGGUGUGACCAUAGCUGGUUUUUAAAGUUUAAAUUGAUUUCAAAGUGAUGUAAUCAUUCAUUCAAGGAGUGGGAGAAUGGGACAGCAGCAAAAUUUUGUUUGAAAAACUUUGUGUUUGCAACUGAUUGGAGCAGGUAUGAUGAUGGAGAUGUUUCAUUGUAUAAAAACUGAAAUCUUACCGUGUCUGUAACUUUUAGAAUUAACACAGGACUUUGUAAAGAACAAUUUCAUGAUAUAAGUGUUUUCUAACUUCCUCAUAAAAUAAAAAGUCAUUGUGUAUUCCUUUUCUGAAAACA
Molecule: messenger RNA, 5088 nt
Organism: Sceloporus undulatus (fence lizard)
Lineage: Eukaryota; Metazoa; Chordata; Lepidosauria; Squamata; Phrynosomatidae
Gene: DDX46
Product: DEAD-box helicase 46
Exons: 24
Coding region: 116-3268 (1050 amino acids)
Molecular function (GO): ATP binding; RNA helicase activity; RNA binding
Source: RefSeq, a predicted model, not a curated record